CGGAGGUAAAGUGGUGGUGCAUCUGAAGUUCACGAGUGGUCCAAGCUCUGCCGCAUCUUUUCGCCGCAGCACUUCCGUGUGGUGAACUUCUCCAACAACACAUCAACAAACUACCACGUCUCGAGUACUACGGUUUCUAGGGCUCUCUUCGAUAAACCAAUCUCCCAAACCAACCCGCUCACCUCCACCACCCACAAUGGCACCCCCGGCCACCCCCCAAAUCCUCUCCAUCUACCGGCGCCUCCUCCGCGAACUCCCCUCAACACCACAAUUAACCCGCACCCAACACCAAAAGCUCUCCGCGCCCUCAAAACUGCAACAGCGCAUCCGCUCGACACUUUCGCAAUCGAACCCCAACGCAAACGCGCAGAGUCAAAUACAACAGGCGGAGCAAUUCAUACAAUAUGUGCAGGCGCAACGGAUGCAUUCGACGCUGCUGGAGCGGUAUAAUCCAGGCAUGGGCAUGACGGAGGAGGAGAGGGUUAGGUUGAGCGCGAGGAGAGUGGGUAUGAAUCUGCCGGUAGAAUUUGAGGAGGAGGGUGGGGAGAAGGCUUGAAGAUGAGGGACGGGGGUCGGUUGGUUGG
This is a messenger RNA of Alternaria rosae, 584 nucleotides long. RefSeq lists its product as uncharacterized. The transcript has a single exon. Lineage: Eukaryota; Fungi; Ascomycota; Dothideomycetes; Pleosporales; Pleosporaceae. The record is from RefSeq and is a predicted model, not a curated record. Gene Ontology annotation, cellular component: mitochondrial matrix. Gene Ontology annotation, biological process: mitochondrial proton-transporting ATP synthase complex assembly. The coding region runs from base 197 to 556 and encodes 119 amino acids.